AUGACUGAGAUAUUUGCGUCAAAAUUUAUUNAAACAUUUGAUUUUGGUUUUACACCAAAUAAUGCAACUGAAAAUGUAUUUAUGGCAACAACAAUCGAUUUACGUGAUGAUCGAGGAGGUGUUCAUCCUCGAACAAAACUUGAUGUUGGUUAUCGUCUUUCUCGGUCUGGUCUUGCUAUGGUUUAUAAACAAACAAAUGUCGCUUAUCAAGGACCAAUUCCAAAUGAAGUUGUACGAGAUAGUCUCGAUCGAAUGAAUGUUACAUAUUUAAGUACAUUUUCAUCAUCAAUUGAACUACGAAAUUCGAAGGGAUUUGAAAUAUGUUGUGAAGAUCAACAAAUAUGUAUGUUAAAUGAAACCAAUUGGUUAUCAGUAACACCUAUUUAUGAUCCAUUUUCGCCGAUUACUGUUAAACUUCUUAUACCAACAAUAUGUCAAUCGAAAUCAAUUCAUGUUGUUCGAUAUUUGUGGAGAGAAACGCCUUGUCUUUUUAAACAAGCAGCUGUUUAUAGUACAGCAGAUUCAAAUUUACAUGCUCCACCAUUUAUUCGAUUUUUAUAA
Messenger RNA from Adineta ricciae, 561 nucleotides. NCBI's taxonomy places the organism in Eukaryota, Metazoa, Rotifera, Eurotatoria, Adinetida, Adinetidae. The record is from the annotation of a GenBank genome assembly.